Prosopis cineraria is the source of this 1829-nucleotide messenger RNA. RefSeq lists its product as uncharacterized. Bases 1131 to 1592 code for a protein of 153 amino acids. The record is from RefSeq and is a predicted model, not a curated record. Lineage: Eukaryota; Viridiplantae; Streptophyta; Magnoliopsida; Fabales; Fabaceae. The transcript is spliced from 10 exons.
UAGAUGGUUGGGAGAUUCACUUUUCUUUCAUGAUGAAUCGACGAUUCUUGGUGGAGCUAAAGUUUGGAGUAGACAUGGCGCCAAUUCCCACAUUAUUUUCUUCAACAGUUGAUGAAGGAUCACUCAGCCUCUUCUUCCCCUUUAGUUCAUUCAGAUUCUGAAUCACAAGAGUUGCUUGGUCUCCUUCAUCAUCAAUCCUUAUAUAGUACGUGUUUUUCUUUGAUCCAUACAAUUCAGAUGGGAUAGACAUCAUCAAUCCUUAUAUGUUUCUCUCAAGUGGGGGAAAUGGAAGCACACGUUACACGGUGGCAAGGGAUGAAAGAUUGAAGAAAAGAAACCCAAUAUCCCAAAAACCUAGCUUCUUCCGAUCCUCUUGUGGUUGCGCCGCUUCUGCCAAAGUGUGGGUUCGGGGAUCUGAUUGAGGCAGCAGGCUGUUUCUGAUUCCUGGAAAAGAACAGAAUGAGAGGUCUGAUUCAGAUACUGGUCCGAAAUGAGUCCGUGAUUUGGAAAGUUGUGUGACUUGUGUCAGCCAUGAUUGGCCUGGUUUGUUUUGGUCUCAGCUCCACCUACAAAAUGUCAUUUGGAAAGUUGGGUUCUGCGGGUCUUCUUGUUUAUGUAGUGGUCGUUUUAUUUCUGUGGCUCCUCACCUGGCGGGCCAAGAGAAUUAAAGUUCAAGAAGGACUCCGAGGCCUUGUGGUAGCUCCAUUUUUUGGUAUCAUCUGUUUGAUCUCCGUAACGCAUGAUAAACUUCUUCUUGGAAAAUCAGAUGCGUUGAGCAUUAUCUCGUAUGGUUGUUUUGGCUUGGUGUCGCUGUCCAUGUCAGCGGAGAAUGAGCUUUGAAUCGAAACAGGGUUCUCCGGUUUUUUCCUGUCAAUGUUUACCUCACAACUUGCCAAGAUCAAAUUGGCUUUCUCAGCCACUGCUAUAGCUUUCAGCUCGGUCGUCAUUUUUCUUCGCUACUACUUCCCCGAAUCUAUUGGCUAUCAUCAUAUUAAUGAGACCCAACAUCCCGCAGGGGCGGCGGCAGAUGUUCCUGCGAGCAGUCAGCAACUGAUGAAGAGGAAAGUCGUUUCUCUGCUGAUGAACAUACGCCUCAUUCCCUAAGCAUUGGAGAACCUGUAGAGGGAAGCAUGCCAAUUAUACGAGAUUGGGACAAUCAGCAAACAAAUGAAGAAGAGGAAACUCCUUCGUCUGUUCAAUCUACCCAGGAUCCUGCAGAAGUUCCUAGGAACAAUCAGCAAAAUAACGAAGAGGGAACUCGUAUAUCUGUUGAAGCUACGCAACAUUCCCCAAGCAUUGGAGAAGCUUCAGGGGAGAGCAGAGUAAGCAUAUCAAAGCGGGAACGUCCGCAAAGUAAUGAAGGAAAGGGAAGUCGUUGGUCCGAGGAAGCUGAAUCCAGGAACCAAUAUGAGGUUUCAUCAGGAAACGCCGAUGUCGCAAUGGAAAACGGCUGGAUGCAGAGUAAUGCAGUGCAAGGCCUAAGGAGGAGGCCGGGGAGGAUGGCGCGUGAGAUUGAAAACGUGGCAAGCAGCGUUGGAGAUACUCCUGAGCGUAGGCGCUGCCAGGUGGCCCUCCCUCUUUUUUUUUUUUAAUCAGUGAUUGCAUUUGGGGAAAGGUUCACCUUUGCCGCCGUCCUCUGAAAAGCGCCCCGUACCUCAUUCUUGUCCCCCGGAGUCUGAACCCUUGACAGUGACAAUUAUAUUUUUAUUUUUUAAAAUAUAUGAAAGUCUUUGUCUCAUCUUCCAACACGGUUCUCACAUCUGUCUACAACUUUGCAUCCCUCUAGUUCUUCCUCAUCAGAUGAAACGCACCCCGCCUUUCCCAGUGUG